Pelodiscus sinensis (Chinese soft-shelled turtle) is the source of this 4750-nucleotide messenger RNA. The record is from RefSeq and is a predicted model, not a curated record. NCBI's taxonomy places the organism in Eukaryota, Metazoa, Chordata, Testudines, Trionychidae.
GGUCUGCAUUGGGAGGCCCGUUUUGCAAGACUAUGGAAUACACUCACUGCUUUCUCCUAUCUGGGGAGCUCCCUCUUCACCUCCUCUUCCCCCAGUUACAAGGGCCCAAAGGGCAAAAAAGAGCAAAAAAGCAAUAAUGAGUCCUGGGCUAGUGAAAAGUUUAAAAAGCAAACACCUUGUGAAGCUUAGGACCAGAAAUAGAUUUGUUAUCCCAUGAGACUGCUGAAACCUCUCUUUCCAAUAUAGUCCAUCAAUUCUAUCCAUUUGAAACAUGGGAAAAGAUCAGACUGUCAACCAACAUUAGACAUAUGAAAGCUACUUCAGAGGUUUAAAAAAAUGUGUUAGUUGUAAUAUCCUUUUGUUUCAGGCCAGUACAGUUAAACUCACAAUACUAAUGCAAGUUUGCUGUAAUAGGGGAAAGAUGUGAAAAUCACCAAUAUAUCUUUUAUAAUUUCCUUGAACUAACUUCCAUUUUGUAUAACGUAUGUGAUGUAAACAAAACAUAUGAUGAGGUAGGUUAGACCAAGAAGCAUUACCGGCAUUUGUGAAGAAAGAACUAUGCUGAUUUGAAAGCUGUUUAAUGGAGAUGUUCUCAUUCGAGAAAUGUUAAGCAAAAUUGUAUAAUGGGGCAGGGGGAUGUUGUGAUGUUGUGGGGUGAAGACCAAAACAGGACUGGGCGCAUGGAGACAAAAAGGGUAUGUCUAUAAUGCACACCAUCUCUGACUCUGGUUUCACCCCAAGCCCCUUCCCCCCCCUUUUGUCCACUCACAAAUCAGUCUGAAUCAGGUCAGCAAGCACUCAGGACCAGAGUCUUAGGGUGGAAAGGAAUCUGAGUCCAUCUGUGAUUCAGGGCCAAGCUCUCAUUUCCCAGUGUGGACACACCUUAAACAAAGCUCUGAGUCAGAAGGUCUGCAUAGUGCAGUUUGGACCAAUGAGCACAGCUGGGAGACCAGGGCCUAGCAAUUAUAAGACCCGAUUUAUGAUGCAGUGUGGAUGCUCAACCAUGAACUCGGAAACACCAGAUCCACACCCCAGAGUCCCACAGAGCCAGGUUUACAGAGCCAGUGUCGAUGGGCAGGGUCCUAGACCUUGAACAAGAGCUUCCCCCAGAUGGCUCUCUCGGAACUUUGGGAGUUUGAAUUUGAAGGCUCGUCGGUUGGCUCCUCUGCGGAGAGGGAGGAGAGUCACAGAUCAUGUCCGACAGCCAUCCUGUUGCAAGGAGAAGCCCUGCUGGGCUCAGAUAGGAUUAGGUUGUCCCUAUUGGAAUCAGAAGUUGGCAGGAGAAUAAAUCUCUAGAUUAACAAUAAAGGACAAAGAUCCAGAAGGCGCAAGGACAGCAUGGCAGAAGCAGCCCAACUGAAGGAAGUCCUCCCCCAGCCUGGGAUGGAAGGCAGGCAGGGGUCGAAGGUUAAACAGCCCAGAAUGAAGAAAAACUCUGAGAAACAGAAGGAAAUGAAAACCAGACUCUCCCACUGGGUCACAAAACGACCAGCAUCAGGUAUUGUGGGACAGAAACCAAUACCAAGGAGAACGCUUUCAGACCAGGAUAUAAAUACUCGCAAGAGGAUGUUUAUUCAAAACCGACAUAGUGGGUGGAGCAAUUCCUAUGCGUCUCACUCCGAGAUACCUGCAGAAUCCAGAUGCUACAGUGCCCCCCCAAAGCCAGCAGUCCAACAAAACUCAGGGAGUCCGUACAAUCCUGGGACAAGAGGUGAAGACAGCACUGUGACCAAGAGAAGACACCAUAUACAGCCAGCACAAGCUCAAAGAUACAGUGAUUUCAGCAGACUUGGGGAGAAUAAGAGACUGACCCCUGAAGAGCUGGAGAAAAAGCGAUACCAAACCAUUGCACAAUACCAGUUUAUGACUCCAGGAAAGACCUUUUACUAUUGUACACGGGAGAAUGUGAAGCAGCAUCUGCGCUCCAUCUACCUAGCUCAUCAGCCAGGUCAGAAGCCACCUAAAUCAGCCCUUCGAAUCAACCGGCCACCUGUUUUCACCCAGGAGAGACACAGGUCCCCCAGGAAAAGUCCACUCCCUGGUGCCUCUGGCCUGGUUUCCGGUGAGUUUCCAGGAGAUGUCUCCAGCUUGCACACCCCCUCCAUGUCACACUGCAUGAUAGAGCUGGUGCACAAGGUCAGUAAAUUAGCACUUGUAAGUGAAAGACGAUGUGGGCACCAAGAGAUCCUCCCCAAGAGGAAAGCCGUGGAAGGAAGCCAUGAGCAGCAGCUGCCAGCCACGGAAAAACCGAUUCCCUCAGCCACGGAGCUCCAAGCAAGCAGUGCGAUGGACGGAAAGGGAAGCCAGGAAGACCAGGCACUGGAACAAGGAUUCAGUAUGAAAACAUUGCCACAAGGUUCUGGUAUAAAGAUGCUGCAGGCUUUAAAAGCUGUUCAAGGGAUUAUCAACAAGGGAAGAGAGGCAUCUCACACUCUUACCGUUCUGAAGAAGAAACCUGGCACUGGGAACAGCCAGGUUCUAACGAACGCCGCAAGGCUCAGUUCCAGCAAGGACUCGGCCGAGAGAAAGGACAUGGCUGAAGACUUAUUGAGCCUCCCCCAAAGCAGUGACAAGGCCAUUAUCAUCCCCAUGCUCGAUAGUCCGCUCACCCCUGAGGAGGAGAGCACAGACCUGGCUUUGCUCCCCACAGCACAUUCAAGCAACUCUGAGCUGGCUGAGUCUCCAGCAGGUGAGAAGGGUCAGGCCUCUCAUCCCACAACAGUAAGAGCUAGUGACCAGUCUUCUACCUCCCCGUGGAAGAAACCUGCUGGUGUUCCCAAAUGCUGCAUCUCCACGGAGAAAGGCCACGAGUGUUGCACCUGCCCCUCAGAACCCCUGCAAGGACCCCGGGACCCAGAGAAUGAAAAAGAGGGGAUGGGGAGGAUAGACAAUCUUUCUGUCCCCUUCUAAACGAAGGGCCCAGGAACAGAAGUCCUCUUUUAAUUGUUCAAUGAUGAUGCUGAGUAGAAGGGGAAGAGAGAUGGGAACCAGUGACAAAUUCUUCAACUGGGCCCUGUGAGCCACUUGCAAUGACCGAGGGGGGACGUGCAAAGCUUGCUGUAAAUAAAAUGAAAAUAUUGGAGUGCAAGCAUUUUGAGAACAGAAACAGCGUCACUUUUUAACAACUCUUCUUCCCUCCCCCCCCUUCUGCUAGUGCAUUUCUAAACUCGCUCCCCGCGGUUUGACGUGGACAGAAUUCAAGCUAAAUGGUGUUUGGGAAGGAGAAGGAAGCGUGUGGCUGGAAUCUGAAAUGGUCAGAGGUCACUGCCACUUGUUUUUACAGUUGUGUGUGUCAAAAGAAAGGAUCGGAUUCUCAGUAAUUGCACGUAAGGCAGAGGAGGUGGGGAAAGGUGGCUUGAAGCCGUCUUCAUGGUUCCUGUAUUCAGCCUUUGGUGGGAUUAACGCAGCUUCCCAGAGUGGGCCAAUGUAUGUUGCAGGGGGUGCUUAAUAAACCAGGGACAUCCCAGUCACAGACAUGAGCGCUCCCAGCAGCACUGGGUUGGAGGGUUCCUGGUAGGGGGCAUUCUAAGGGGGCCAUUUCUGCCCACUUGAGUCCCCUUUAUUCUGCCAGAGGAACAUAAAGGGGCUGUAGCAUAACUGAGAAUUGGCUCCAGAAUUCUUCAACCAAUGCUUGUCCCAAAGUUAUUCAAAGGCUCCAUUUGUACAUGAAAUGUGUCUCCAAAGGGCUGAUUUACAUAUAAUUAGCAUCUGUGCCACACACAAUUGACAAAUGCUUUGUUAAGACCACAUGAUUUUGUGGUAGCAAAGCAAGCAGAGAAUUGUUUUCUCUCCCCUGAGCACGUUAAUUACAGUGUUUAACCCCAAACUCGGGGCGCUGCAUUGCUUUAGCACCAGUUUUCAUUAUUGUUUUUAACACACUUCUUAGCUCGUGCUCGCUAUCCUGGAGAGAGCUGGGUAGCAGUCUGAACGGAAGGCAAUUGCUUAGCAAUGUACAGAGCCCACAUCAACAGGGCCCUAUCGCGCAGUCUGAAAUCAAAAGCAAGAAGCCAUCAUCCCACCCGUGUGUACUGGGUCUCAAAGUACCUAAACUUAACGAAAAGGAGUAAAUUUUGCUCUGAAUAAGUUUAAGCCAGAAUCCUGACAGCUGCAUCACGAUGUACCCACUGCAGAGAGAGGUUCAUAGAUUCUCAAGACUAGGAGGGGACCACUGUGAUCAAGUCAGAUACCCUGCACUGCACAGGCUAGAGAACUGUCCCAAAAUAAUGCCUGUUUCAUCCAGACAACUCUUGUAGCUCUUGAUUUAAGGACUGGCUGUGAUGGAGCAUCCAUCACCACCCCCCUUGGUAGAUUGUGUCCGUGGUUAAUUACCCUCGCUGUUAACAAGUCUUAUUUCCAGACUGACAUGUCUAACUUCAACUACCCAACCCUGGACGUGUUGUACUUCUGCCUGCUGGAUUACAGAGCACGUUGUCCAAUAUUUGUUCCCCACGUAAAUACUUACAGACUCAUUACCCCGACUACCUCUUUGCACAUGGUUUUGAUUCAAAAUGUGGUCAAACCAAACACCAUGGAAAGUUUCCUGUACACUGACUAGAGGGGCAAAGUUAGGCAGCAUCCUAUGAGCUCUCGGCAAAUCAGAUGAGACCCUAGGAUGAUGUGUCUGAUAGAUAUUGUGGAAUCUAAGUCCUAUCAGAGCAACUUCCUCUACAUCUCACAGAGCCAGCCAAUGCCUCUUUACAUAAGAACACAAGAAUGGCCACACUGGGUCAGACCAAAGAGCCAUUCAGCC